UUGAUUUAGCCUAUUAAUUAUACGUAAUCUGUCUACAUGUACAUAAGCCCAUCGUCACGGGUUCUGUGUAACCCCAUUAAUACAGAAAGCCUGCUUUAUUCUCAGCAAAGGUAGCUAAGCAGAGAUCUUUUACACCGAGUCUCUAUCCUUGCCCUUGCCAACAACCAACCUGCCUCAACACCAUGACGAGCUCAGAGUUACCUUCAUUCGAGUCGAUCCGCGACUCUAACCACGUGGUUCUCAGCUCGAUGGACAUGCUGCGACUCCAGUGGAAGCCCUUUGGCCCGUUCAGCACAUGUAUCCAAGUCGUCGAUGACGUGGAUACUUCCUCCGGCCAGCAGCCGUACCGCAUAAACACGCAAUCCUUCCACCCUAUCUCCACCCUGGCCGUCACCGAACCGCCAGUCUCAUCCAUCACGGUGAGGCAAGACGACCUGGAACAGUGGGAAGCAGACUGGGCUGAGUUGCAUGUCCCUCACGCCGACGACCACCCCGAUGGGACGGCGUGGGCAGCGGAAAUGCAAGAGGACAACGAAGAAGGGCACUGGGAACAUACGGGAGGAGACGACGGUGAGGGACGCAAGCUCAUGCGCUGCUGCAACGAGGAUCGACCCAAUGCUACACCUCCGCUUGUAGUAAGAGCGUCAACGCAACCCUUCGUGACGAUCCACGACUUUGUCACGACGGUCCAUCCGUGGCUUCAGACCGUGCGAGAUGAUAUUCUCAGCGCCAAGGGCGUCACCCAGGGAGGGCCACUGCCCGUGGAAACACCCCUGUAUGUCCAUCCACUUGGUUUGGACAGACUUAGGUUGGUCGAGGGACGCAACCAACUGCCCGAUUUUAUGCACACGUGGCAAGGCGUGGCAGAGCAUGGUCGGAGACGUGUCGAUGUGACCUUGGUAGGAUAGAAUGCUGGAGGAGCCCAGGCAGGCAGAUAGGCGUUGGGUUUGAUAAGUCGAACCUGGUUUACAAACACGGAUGAGUACCAGAGCAACAAGCCGAGACCAGAUGGUACUACUGCCAAGCUUGUUAAGGCACUGGCUUUGUGAAGGGACAGCUAUAAACAGUUAACAAAGUACUGAUAACAUGCUGAUGGACCUGGGCUGCAAUAGUGGUAGUGAAAGAAGC
Molecule: messenger RNA, 1128 nt
Organism: Phialemonium atrogriseum
Lineage: Eukaryota; Fungi; Ascomycota; Sordariomycetes; Cephalothecales; Cephalothecaceae
Exons: 1
Coding region: 183-908 (241 amino acids)
Source: RefSeq, a predicted model, not a curated record